AUGUCGACUGUUCCAACACCGAACACACCUUCAGCAGAUGCUGCGAAUGAUCAUGAUAUAAAUGAUAUUAGUGAAGAUGAGAUUUUGCAACUAGACUUAAACCCGGAUUUAGACGACACAGACGAUGUAAAGAUGGAAGAGGAUAAUGAAGACGCUGCAAAUGGGAACUCACUUAAACGUACUUUUAUCGACGACCAAAUAGAUAAUGCAGGGUUCGAUGAUAUGGAAGAUUUCCAACCGGUUGUAGACUUGAAAUCCCCUUUUGAGUCUUAUUCUGACUUGCAACAGGCGCCUCAAAAAUCCGCCGAAAAUGGACACCAUACUCAUCAGGCGAGAAGGCUUUCGCUUUCACAGCAGUCCAAGUUUGUCGCAUACAUCGAUAACGAGUUGUUACAAAUCCAAAGGAAAUUUGUUCAAAGUCGAGGGUUGAAUGUUAGUCAUGGUUAUAACAACCUCUCGGAAGUGCUUCAUGACUUCAAGAAACUUGUGGAUUUUAUCUGGUACUCUAUUGAUGGGAUAAGCAACACAGAUUCUCUAUUACAAGAAGACCUAGAUGACUCAGAAAUAUAUAAAAGGUUUGAAGGCUCGCAGUCCACAAAUUUCGGCCAGUCAUACUACCUUAUUAGAAUAGCCGAUGACCUCCUUGAUUUUCUAGAUAAAUUCCCACUUACUGAUGAAGAGGAAAAUGGCGAUCUCGAAAAGAACACGGAAAACGCUGAUGCAGCCAGUAGCAAUGAACCUAAUUUAAAGACCGCCGGAAGUAACGAAUCUAGAGUUCCUGGCACUAAAGAAGAUGUAGAAACUACUACUCCAGCUCCUUUAAGGAAACUUUUCAAAAUGCUUUCCAUUCUAGAUAAUAUAUUUGCAAGGCUCAUUGAUGGAAAGGUUCCUGGGAACUUUAAACUAAGUGGUACAGAGAUUGUGAGGUUGAUAGGGAUUGCGGAGAGAACAAGGAUAUUAUUACCACAACUAAUGGAGAAAAACGAUAUACACGGAUACCACUAUGAAAUUUCAAGAGUUUAUCUAGAAACGUUAGAGAGAGGUACAUAA
Molecule: messenger RNA, 1050 nt
Organism: Kluyveromyces marxianus DMKU3-1042
Lineage: Eukaryota; Fungi; Ascomycota; Saccharomycetes; Saccharomycetales; Saccharomycetaceae
Gene: TFB6
Product: TFIIH complex subunit TFB6
Exons: 1
Coding region: 1-1050 (349 amino acids)
Cellular component (GO): transcription factor TFIIH holo complex
Source: RefSeq, a predicted model, not a curated record